AUGGAAGUUGAAGACGUAGUGCCAAUGUCUGCUCAUAUGGUUAACAAACUACUCGUCUGUGGAAUUUUAAGUCUUUUUUGCACGCUCUUUUUGGUCUACGUUAUCAACAGCACUGUUGAACCUUAUAUCUACAAUUUCGCCGACCGGCUUUUGAUCGCCUCUCCAGUUCGCGAUAAAGAUGAGUUUCGCUUAGCAGAAGUAAACACACUAAUUGUCGUGCUUUUUGUACUCAAAAUGUACGGCAAACCCGACCCUUUUACGACUUUCCCAUCAAACGAUUUGAACUCACCAGCAACAGGAGCAGCAGUUGUUUUGCCAAAGGCUUUGGCAGAAAACCUGGGGAACACUGACCUGCGAACAGUCUGUGCAUCAUCGAACCUCAUGCAAUCUAAAGUUGAUCUUGUUGCCAGGGCUGCAAUGGAACUCAGACAUGGCGUUCUUGAUGUACAUCCGCCUGUGGUCAUCCAUAUAGGCAUGUACUCUCAAAAUCGUGGUUAUCUCCACGACCCCCUUCUCUUUCCCCAUUAA
This is a messenger RNA of Echinococcus granulosus, 528 nucleotides long. RefSeq lists its product as hypothetical. Lineage: Eukaryota; Metazoa; Platyhelminthes; Cestoda; Cyclophyllidea; Taeniidae. The transcript is spliced from 3 exons. The coding region runs from base 1 to 528 and encodes 175 amino acids. The record is from RefSeq and is a predicted model, not a curated record.